ACGGGAUGGCCCUUCAAGGCCGGGGGAGAAGCACACGAAGUCAUUCAGCUUAGGAUGUUUGCGUGCUAUUUUAUUGUGGAAUAUCGUGUGUGAGCGGUGUGAAUAACAGAUGAAGUAUAAUUUGUCUUGAAAAAGCCUUGUGGUAAAAUGACCAGUAUCUUUUUUACUAGAACAUGUCACAUCGUCAAACGUUUUGGACAAACAAUUCAGGAAGGUAAAGUGAAAGGAAGACUGACCAGUCUUACAUCGAAAUCAAGAUUGGUAAUAGAUGAAACUUGGAGUGUGGCACACUGUAGACACUUACAAGGUAUCUGCUUCGCCCAUCAGACAUCAAGGAAGCCUGCGGUGCCCCACGAGCAUGCUCAGCUAUCAAAGAUUCAAAUUAUAUCAAUCCGCCACAAGAAAAAGAAAGCUUCAAGCUCUCCUGUUGAGGAUGGAGAUGACUCUGAUGGCUCAGAAGAUGAUGAUGAGCAGGGAAAUGAUUUCAAAGUUCUGAAAGGAAGUGUGAACUCAACACGGAUUGACUCUGUUCUCAAGUUUGCCCUUGGGAUGUCAAGAAACAAAGUUGAAAAUGCUUUCUAUAGCAACAGCAUCUACCUCAACGGUGAAAGGCUGGACAAGAAGAAACACUCUGUGACGAUUGAAGAUGAGGUGGACGUCGUGCGCGGGCUCAACACUCUGAACCCCUCCUUCAUCGACGUGCACCGGGUCGAGGUGCUAGACAUACAACGAUCGCGUACGGAUCCUGACAAACUGGUCAUCAAAGUCAAGCGCUUCAAACGACUCACUAUCGAUAACUACGCGCGCCCCUGGAAACCGCCGGCAUCAGAGUGACGGGGUAGCUGGUAGGCGAUGAUUUGAUUUGUGAUCAGCAAUGAAUUUUGUACAUCUUUCGGCUGAACUCUGGUUUUUGAACGUGUUGUUACUGAGUGCCCAUUGUUGCCAAUUUAUUGUAAGUGAGUGGAUGGUGUAAUAAUACACUGAAAGUUAGU
Amphibalanus amphitrite is the source of this 992-nucleotide messenger RNA. Its product is annotated as mitochondrial transcription rescue factor 1-like. The record is from RefSeq and is a predicted model, not a curated record. The transcript is spliced from 4 exons. The coding region runs from base 148 to 834 and encodes 228 amino acids. Lineage: Eukaryota; Metazoa; Arthropoda; Thecostraca; Balanomorpha; Balanidae.